Aspergillus ruber CBS 135680 is the source of this 273-nucleotide messenger RNA. RefSeq lists its product as uncharacterized. The coding region runs from base 1 to 273 and encodes 90 amino acids. Lineage: Eukaryota; Fungi; Ascomycota; Eurotiomycetes; Eurotiales; Aspergillaceae. Gene Ontology annotation, molecular function: transaminase activity; pyridoxal phosphate binding. The record is from RefSeq and is a predicted model, not a curated record. The transcript has 2 exons.
AUGGCACCUCACGCUCAAUCUCCAGGCGUCGAGAAUGACGUCCCAGGAGUACUCGUUACCCCAAGUCUUUCGAAAAAGCCUGCAUAUAGCGUUGAUCUGUGGCAGCAGAAGGUCCGCGGCGGGUUUGCGCCCUUUCCGGUCGCCAUCGGGCGAGCUGGUGACUAUAAGCUGUAUGAUGUUGACGGCGAGAAAUACAUCGACAUGAUUUCCCAAUUCGCUGUUAUAAACUUCGGCUACAGCAACCCUAAGAUCGUGGAUGCUGCCAUCUCCUAG